AUGAAGCUUAAGAAAACUAUAUCGGAGAAACCCUAUUGGCCAACUUUGUUUGGAAAAGUUGAGGUCGUUACCGUCUCUUCUUUGAUCAAGAUGCUGUACCGGAAAACCGUGAAGGAUAAGGAAAUCCGGAUUAAAUAUGCAUGUUUAGCUCUUCUCGAAUCGGUCCUUCUUCCUACAAGCCUGAACAUGAAGAUAUCUAGAGAGCAUGCGGAAGCUAUUGAAGAUCUGGGAUUUGUACUCGGUCUACAGCUAGUGUUGGUCGAAGCUGUACCUGCGUUGACAGAGGUGGUGGAUGAUACGGGUUCUUCAUCUGAAUCAGAUGUCGAAGAUCUCGAUGGAGUUGGGCGUGAUAUUUUUCGUAAGAAAUACACUCUGAACCCCGCCCACGCGCGAAGUGUAGACAAGAGAACCGAUGUUAUUGUUCAUAGCAUCCUUGAUGACGAUCCUUUACAACCUGUUGAUGCUGGAAAGUUAGUUUAUUCAGACGAAGAGGAAGAUUCAAGAGUCGACAACCUGGUUGAGGGCAUAAAGAGUAAUAUAAAUUAUAAUUACUCUUCUUUCGAAGGUGGGAUGAGACAGAUUGAUGUGGAGUGUAUGCGACAAUCUUCUAAAGGAUCGUCCACGUCAAAGAAGGUAAAUAAUUCGCACAUUAAUGUUGAACGCAUUGAUCCUUCUUAUAUUGCAAAUACUGUGAUAGAGAAAAUGAAACCUCGGUUGGAUUUAUUGGAGAAAAACCAAAAUGGCGCAUCUUCUAGGCUGGAUGAGAUGGAAGGGAGAGUUGUUAGACAAGUGGAGUCCGUGCUGGUAAAGUUUAAGGAGGACAUGAUUAACUGUGUUAAGGAUAUGGUUUCUGGAUUGUGCAAAGAUUACUUUGGUGCCCACGUUGGGCCUCAAUAUGUUUCCCCACCAGUUCGUAAUGACAUUUCACGCACAUCAAACCAUACGACUCCGGUGGAUGAUCUAAAUGAAGUAACUAUCCGAAAUGUUCUACGCAAUCUUAGUGAGUACUCUACUCCACCACGGUCGACUCGGAUGAGUCAGGAUGAGAACCGAACGCCAACAAUGAAGGAUAAUCAUGGAUCCGAAUAUGAAUGUGUUAAUCCGGUACCUCCGAACGGUGCCCAGUCAGCCAAUAGCGAGAGUCGUGCAAGGCAAAGUUCUUUCCAACAACGAUUGGAGUUACAUAAAAGGAAACCACAUAAUCUAGGAGAGGAACCUUCAUUCUCGCUUGGUCUUACUCAAGAAGAACAGAGUGUGGGUGUAGUUAAUGUUUCGGUAGGGGAGGAUGAAUUCGCGGAUCUUGUGCCUCCUAUACAUGUAGCUGACAACAUAGAAGAAAGGCAAUUGUGUCGCAAGAGCAAGAGGCACAAGACGGUUCCGUCAGGCCUUCUUGAAACAUACCAGUGUGGUCCUCAUUUACUGUCACGGUUGAGAGAAUAUCGGAAGUUCAUUUUCUUAUUGGAUGAUAUGUCUGCUACGGAAAGGAAGUUUCAGAAACUGUCAUCAGAUGUAAAGAGGAAUUCCGUUGUCAAUGUUUCGGGAAUAGCUGUAUCAGUGAAGGAAAUCCUUUUCAUUGUUGAAAGAAGACGUAAUUAUUCGGCUAAGAUUGUUGAUAUUCUUAUCAGAGUUAUACGUUCUGGGUUCCUUAGUGAGAUUCGUCCCAAUGGUUCACGAAGUGGUGAAUUUCUUGAAACCAAAAUUGUCUCCGCAAUUAUUAGGAACUAUCCCAAGUUUCGUAAGAGUACUAAUAAAGAGGAGUACAAUUUCCCGACAUUAUUGACGGAUGUUUUUCCCAGAAAUGGAGAUCCAAAGCACCACCCUAGAAGGUACUACUUUCCAUUCAAUGUGGACAAUAAACAUUGGGUUGGUAUUUGCUUUGAUGCUGGCUGUGGCCACAUCACAAUUCUUGACUGUGCAACGUCUCUGCAUACUGAUGCUUCUAUGGAGAAAUAUCUAAGUCCCCUCGUCCAGAUGUUACCCUAUCUAGCUCGAUAUACAUGUCAAGAUCUAGGAGAAGAUCCAGUGAUCCAGUGUUUUGAUGUUUCGAGGCCGAAAUCAGUCCCCCAGAUAUCCAAAACAUCUGAUUCUGGCCUAAUGUCUCUCAUCUUAAUGGCCACACAUGCUGUUUAUGGCAUGGAAGCGUGCAAGAGUAUUAGAAGUGACGGGAUAAUGGAUGAAGGAAAAAGGGCUGCGAUAUUGGCGUACGAGUUUAAGGAGAAGCUCUAG
Messenger RNA from Brassica rapa (field mustard), 2226 nucleotides. RefSeq lists its product as uncharacterized. Gene Ontology annotation, molecular function: cysteine-type peptidase activity. Gene Ontology annotation, biological process: proteolysis. The record is from RefSeq and is a predicted model, not a curated record. NCBI's taxonomy places the organism in Eukaryota, Viridiplantae, Streptophyta, Magnoliopsida, Brassicales, Brassicaceae.